Messenger RNA from Vigna unguiculata (cowpea), 3231 nucleotides. RefSeq names its product Tetratricopeptide repeat (TPR)-like superfamily protein. Gene Ontology annotation, molecular function: protein binding. NCBI's taxonomy places the organism in Eukaryota, Viridiplantae, Streptophyta, Magnoliopsida, Fabales, Fabaceae. The record is from RefSeq and is a predicted model, not a curated record.
CAGCACAAAAACUAUUCUCUUCAAUGGGGAUGAAUGGGACAUGGGAGACUAAGAGUUCCUGGUAAUGUAAGAAGAAGAAGAUGAAAUGAAGAAGAUAAAACAAAAAUAAACAUUUCACAGUUUGAAAUGUAUGGAGUAGCCGGAAGAAGCUGCCAAAAAAAUAUCUAAUUUUUCUGAGCACACUUUAUCCACAAUCCAUUCUUCCAACUACACUCCCUCCACCUCAUAGUCCAUGGCCACCACCGCAACUCACUGUGUCCAACUCGCCGGCGCCACCGUGUCGACUCACCGGAUAACUUCCAUUUCCUGCAAGAAGAAAUCGGAUAAGAUUGCAUUCAAGGAGACGAAAGAAGGCUUUGUGGAUUACGACCGAGGCCUGCACGAGGUCUCCACAAAAAUCUCAGGCCUCCGCAAGGACAACAUCGCCACCCGCUACCGCCUCCGCGUCGCCGGAAACCGCUUCCAAAAGGACUGGACGGUGUCCGAGGUCGCCGACCUCGUCCUCUCGCUCGACCUCUCCGACGACAUCGAUGGCCUACUCAACCGUUGGAUAGGCCGCUACGCACGCAAGAAUUUCCCCUACCUCAUUAAGGAGUUGACGCAGCGAGGGUCCAUUGAACACUGUAAUCGCGUGUUCAGGUGGAUGAAGUUACAGAGGAAUUACCGUGCGCGCAAUGAUAUGUACAACAUGAUGAUUAGGUUGCACGCUCGUCACAAUCGAACGGACCAUGCGCGUGGAUUGUUUUUCGAGAUGCAGGAAUGGAGGUGUAAACCGGAUGUUGAGACUUACAAUGCUCUUAUAAACGCACAUGGUCGGGCUGGACAGUGGCGUUGGGCUUUGAAUAUCAUGGAUGACAUGCUGCGUGCAGCUAUUCCACCGAGUAGGUAUACUUAUAACAACUUGAUAAAUGCUUGUGGAUCUAGUGGGAAUUGGAAAGAAGCACUCAGCGUUUGCAAGAAAAUGACAGACAACGGUGUUGGGCCUGAUCUUGUUACUCACAAUAUUAUUCUGUCUGCAUUUAAAAGUGGUGCUCAGUAUUUGAAAGCUCUGUCAUAUUUUGAACUAAUGAAGGGAACUCAUAUUCGUCCUGACACAACCACACUUAAUAUUGUUAUCCAUUGUCUAGUAAAGCUUCAACAAUAUGACAAAGCCAUUGAUAUUUUUAAUUCCAUGAGGGAGAAGAAAUCAGAAUGUACCCCUGAUGUCGUUACAUUCACAAGUAUUAUUCACUUGUAUUCUGUGUGUGGGCAAGUUGAAAAUUGUAAGGCUGCAUUUAAUAUGAUGCUUGCAGAAGGGCUGAAACCUAAUAUAGUCUCAUAUAAUGCACUGAUAGGUGCAUAUGCUGCUUGUGGGAUGGACAAUGAGGCACUUUUGGUAUUCAAUGAGAUAAAAAGAAAUGGUUUCCGCCCUGAUGUUGUAUCAUAUACGUCUCUCCUUAAUGCUUAUGGAAGGUCACAAAAACCCCAAAAAGCAAGGGAAAUAUUUGAUAUGAUGAAGAGAAACAAGUUGAAGCCAAACCUUGUCAGCUACAAUUCACUGAUUGAUGCUUAUGGAUCUAGUGGUUUUCUGACAGAUGCAAUUGAAGUCUUGAGAGAAAUGGAACAAGAUGGAAUUCAACCAAAUGUUGUUUCAAUAUGCAUACUCUUGGCAGCCUGUGGAAGAUGCAGUCGGAAGGUGAAGAUUGACACAGUCCUAACAGCAGCUAAGAUGAGAGGAAUUAAGUUAAACACAGUUGCAUAUAAUUCAGCUAUAGGAAGCUAUAUGAAUGUAGGGGAAUAUGACAAAGCUGUAGACUUGUACAAAUCUAUGAGGAAGAAAAAAAUUAAAACUGAUUCUGUUACUUACACUGUGUUAAUUAGUGGUUGUUGUAAGAUGUCAAAAUAUGGUGAAGCCGUAUCUUUUAUGGAAGAAAUGAUGCAUCUAAAACUUCCUUUGUCCAAAGAGGUCUACUCUUCUGUCAUAUGUGCCUAUAGCAAACAGGGCCAAAUUGAAGAAGCAGAAUCUACAUUUAACUUGAUGAAAUCAUCUGGUUGUUACCCUGAUGUGGUUGCAUACACCUCCAUGCUUGAUGCUUACAAUGCAGCUGGGAGUUGGGAGAAAGCCUAUGCACUCUUUGACGAAAUGGAAGCAAGUGACAUCAAGCUAGAUACCAUUGCCUGUGCAGCCCUAAUGAGAUCUUUUAAUAAAGGUGGUCAACCGGGAAGGGUUCUUAGUCUAGCACAAAGCAUGAGAGAAAAAGAAAUUCCUUUCACUGAUACCAUAUUUUUUGAAAUGGUAUCUGCCUGUAGCAUAUUACAAGAUUGGAGGACAGCAGUUGACAUGAUCAAGUACAUAGAGCCCUCACUUCCAGUAAUUUCAUCCGGAUGUUUGAAUCAGUUCCUACAUGCUUUAGGAAAAAGUGGAAAGAUUGAAACUAUGUUGAAGUUAUUCUUCAAAAUGUUGGCAUCAGGAGUUGAUGUUAACUUAAACACUUACUCUAUUUUAUUGAAGAACCUUUUAUCAUCUGGAAAUUGGAGGAAGUAUUUAGAGGUAUUGCAAUGGAUGGAGGACGCAGGCAUUCAUCCAUCAAACGAAAUGUACCAUGAUAUAUCUUCGUUUUCACAAAAAUGCUGUGGGCACGAAAAUGCUGCUGUUAUAAAAGAAAGACUUGAAUCCUUGAAAAGAAAAUCUGAGGAUCAAAUUUCUGCCAACCGACCAGGUGAAACUCCGGUUCUUAGUUGACCAUUGUCAUGGAAUCAAUUUUUUGCUUAGCUGUGACACGCAGGUCUAACUGUUGCUGAAGUUUUGCCUGAGAUUUUGUGAAGAUUGGAACUCCAUUAUUGAAUGAAAUUUUUUAUGAAAAUUACAAUAUCUCAUUAUAUAAGUGAUAUAAUAUUUACUAAAAUUCUGUGAUACCAAUAAAUUUUACUGAGUAAUAGAAAAAUGUUCAAAAGGGUGUGAGUGAUUGAGUUCCUAGCAUUUUCCAAAGACAUUUUGUUCAUUUUAGACCUGCAAUUUGUAAAUAAUGUAAAGUUGUGCUCCUGUAUAUAUACUACUGAUACGAUUGGGCUAUACUGUACAACGUAAGCUCCACUGGGAUCACUCUUCUAAUUCUUCCUUCUCGCUUAUAUUUUCUUAAAAAAGUGACCAACGUGCCUUUAUCUUGUCAUUUGAAGUUGUGUUAUAAAUUAUGGAACCUGGAUUGUGUAGGUUGGAAUAUAGUGUUUGUAUUUAGUAAUCCAUAAUUUAGA